CUUUACACUCCCAAAAAUCUCUCUUAUAGCAAUUUUUCAUUCUCAUCAGAUUUAUUAUGUGAUAUGUACAAAGCUAAUAUCCAAACAAACAUACUGGCAUAGAUAUAUAUGUAAAUACACGGCAACAAUAAGCGGAGCACAAAGGAACCCAUCUAGAGUCAUGCAGGUCGAAUGCCUCCAGAGACAACAGCAUACCAGGCUGUGAAGGAAGCCCCCAUCCCCUCGAAGCUUCUACGCAUGCGAACAAUCCUUCCCGGACGCACUCAGUCCACCAGGAGUCGUUGGAGCAGUAGCAACACCUUCAACAGGUAGCAGCUAUGGCGGAAAGCGGUAGUAGCUCCACAUCCCGCCUCACGGAGGCACCCAGCGGGGUAGGAACACCCGACGGAUUGCCAUACAUACGCACCAUUGAAUGGGACAUGAUGAACAAGACAAAGUUCUUUCCGCUCUCCAUGCUCAGCUCAUUCUCGGUGCGAUGCUGUCUUUUCCCGCUCACCGUGAUCAAGACGCAGUUGCAGGUGCAGCACAAGAGCGAUGUCUACAAGGGCAUGGUGGAUUGUGCUAUGAAGAUCUACCGAUCGGAAGGAGUGCCCGGUCUGUAUAGAGGUUUCUGGAUCUCAUCCGUGCAAAUAGUGUCCGGCGUCUUUUACAUCAGCACAUACGAGGGCGUGCGCCAUGUGCUCAAUGAUCUGGGUGCCGGACAUCGAAUGAAGGCUCUCGCCGGCGGCGGCUGUGCCUCCCUGGUGGGCCAGACCAUCAUAGUUCCUUUCGACGUGAUAUCGCAACACGCCAUGGUGCUCGGUAUGGCAGCGCAUGCCGGCGCCAAAGGCGAUAUCAAUCCCCUGGGCAUCAAGUCAUGGCCCGGACGCAGUCGCUUGCAUAUAUCCAUGGAUAUUGGCAGGGAGAUAAUGCGACGAGAUGGCUUCCGGGGCUUCUAUCGAGGCUAUACCGCCAGCCUAAUGGCCUACGUACCUAAUUCGGCCAUGUGGUGGGCCUUCUAUCACCUCUAUCAGGACGAACUGUUCCGCAUCAGCCCGGUUUGGGUGUCCCAUCUGUUUAUCCAGUGCGUGGCCGGCAGCCUGGGUGGCUUCACAACGACAAUACUAACCAAUCCAUUAGAUAUAGUGCGAGCCCGUUUGCAGGUCCACCGUUUGGACUCGAUGAGCGUCGCUUUCCGGGAACUGUGGCAGGAGGAGAAACUGAAUUGCUUCUUCAAGGGCCUGUCCGCCCGCCUGGUGCAGUCGGCGGCCUUCUCAUUCAGCAUUAUCCUAGGUUACGAGACCAUCAAGCGGAUUGCUGUGGACGAGCAGUAUAAGCACCAGAUCCGCUGGUAAAGAACGCACAAUCCCCCAGCCAAACUGAAACCAACUCAAAACUGCAUUUACGCGACGUACUGAGAACCACCAGAACCGGAGGAGAUUCGCUCACGAUUGUAAAUAACAAAGGUUAAGAAGAAAGGAGCCGAGGAGCACAGGUUAAUUAGUUGAAUUGCAAACGAUAGCGAAAUAUUAAAUCAUAGAAGACGGAAGCCUCGAGUAUGUACUUUUAGUAGAGCGUCAAUAUGCUUGUGGCUAGGAUGUUCAAGAAACGCAAUUAAAUAUGCAAAUACCCCAAAGUGUUGUAGCUUAAAAAAUGUACAUUAUUUUUGUUAUACUUAGUCGUUUUAUACCUAACACGCAUAGAGGCCGAUCGGUUACAAGCCUAAUUUAUUAUAUACAUAACUAUACUUGUACUUGUACGUAAUUGAUGAUGAUGAUGAUGAUGUUGAUAAUAAUGUUGAUUACAUUUGGUAGCCCAAUUACUUUUACACUAUUAAGCACAGCAAUGUUUGCGCCAAACAAAUUACCACAAAACUGGACAUACCGAAUUAGAAAUUUAUAUCGAAAACAGGGUCGCCCCUCCCUCAAGGUCGGGAGGCACUUACUUAGUUAAGCAUUCGUGUGUGUGUUCUCUGAGUGGAUAAACUAGUUUUAGUCUGCAUUAUAAUAAAGUACAAACCAAGAAUUGUCACAUUUUUGGCACUCUGAAAUAUA
Molecule: messenger RNA, 2033 nt
Organism: Drosophila eugracilis
Lineage: Eukaryota; Metazoa; Arthropoda; Insecta; Diptera; Drosophilidae
Product: solute carrier family 25 member 44
Exons: 4
Coding region: 318-1334 (338 amino acids)
Biological process (GO): transmembrane transport; branched-chain amino acid catabolic process
Cellular component (GO): mitochondrion
Molecular function (GO): branched-chain amino acid transmembrane transporter activity
Source: RefSeq, a predicted model, not a curated record